Oryza sativa Japonica Group (Japanese rice) is the source of this 4097-nucleotide messenger RNA. RefSeq lists its product as uncharacterized. Lineage: Eukaryota; Viridiplantae; Streptophyta; Magnoliopsida; Poales; Poaceae. The record is from RefSeq and is a predicted model, not a curated record.
GAGACAGAUAUCAAAGUCCAAUGCGGCAAUGCCCCCCUCCAUUAAUCUGCGAAAAAAACCUGAAAAGUACAAAGCAAACCACCCUCCGAAUCCUACCUUCUCCUUCCUGGAGAGGAAGGAAGAGAGAUAAUCGGAGCAUAUGAUGAGGAGAUGGUGGUAGCAGGAGCAGUGGUUGGCGGCUUGGCGCGGCCACAGAGGCAUCCCAUUCCCACGCGGCCUCGCCCAAGAAUCCUCCUCUCCGGCCUCGACGCAUGCUCCUGUUUUUGGAAGGAAACGAAGUGAAGAAAAAGAUCAGAAAAGGCAACUAGAAUUCCAACAGCCUGUUCAUUGUUCUGUGAAAAAGGGGCAGUUCUUUUGCAGUGUGUAUCCAUUUAUUCGCUGUUUCUUUUGGUGGUUUUUUUGGAGGCGGAAAAAAAAUUCUGUUCGGGUGCCUGUUCCUGCGUGUUUCGAGGGUUUGCUCAGAGGAAGCAGAGGAUCGAAGGGGGAAAGAUUGUCUCUCUUUCUUUUUUUUUUCGCAUUUGGGUUCUGAGAUUGUUCCGCAACAGGGACCUUUCUUGCCUGUGAGAUUCUGAAUCGCCCGAGGCUGGAAAGAUUGAAACUUCACGGCGAGGUCUGCAUGUUUGGCUGAAGACGGAGGGGGAUAAAGGAAGCAGAGGGUCGGUCUGAUGAUGCAGUUCCGCAAUCUUCUUUCCUUUUGCGUGUUCAGGUCUUGAUGAGAUAUAUUCCUUCCUGUCAAGUUUCUCAAUUUUGACGUGAAUUCCGAGUCCGGGGCAUCUUGAGGAAACCGAGGAAGCACGGCAGAUACAAGGGUUUCUGUUGGGGCUAUCGGAUCAUUUCUCAUCUGUUUCUGCUUAUCUUCUCUUGGUUUCGCGAUUGCUCGAGAUUCAAAGAUUGGGUUUUGAUUGUCUGGAGAUUGAAGAAGCUAGUACCAUUGUUGGGUACUUGGGUUCACGGCUCAAGGGUCAAAGAAAAGGGGCAGACAUGGCUGUUCAGAUGAUUUAGCAGGUCAUUGUGUAGGAACAGUUGUCAGGCGCCACCUUGCUUUUUCCUGUAUUCAUCUGGUCUGGGUUCUUCGAACUAAGGUUGUAAACUUGCCUGGUGAUUAAACGAAUCUGUCUGACAAUGUUCUCCUCUAUCAUGGCAAAGAAGAGUUACAAACAGCGGUGCAAAUCUGAGAAGGUCCAUAUGGGCUGUAUGUCGGGCCUCAUCCACAUGUUUGACUUCCGUCGCAGUCCAAAACUUAUUUCAGAUGGGACGAUUAGGAGGAGUUCAGUCAGAAGUGACCUGAAAGGUUCUGAAGAUUUCCAUGGAAUCAUCUUUUCUGAUGAGGACAAAGACUAUGGGGUUAAAACAAUUCAUGCCAGCAGGCCAAGUAUUAAAGCACUGAUGGAAGAAGAGAUGGCCAGUGGAACGCAGAUCUUGAAGGAAACACAAAGGAACAUAUUUGGGAUACGUUCUGAUGAUUUGAAGUCUGUGAACCUGCAGGAAGGAUCUGAUGUUGACCUAGACUUGGCUACAAGUCUCAUGGAAUUAUACAGAAAUCAUAAUGGCAGUCGCGAUAUUAUCACUUCGGAAGUAUCAGAUCACUCUUCCAGUUUGAUUGACAAAGAGCACAAUACUGAUGCUAGUACUCAUCCUAAACAAAUCUCCUGUAGUAUAGAGAAAGCACUUGAAGCUGUGGCUGAAGCAGUAAUAACCCAUCAAUCUGCAAACGGGAAAUACACAAGCAGCAGCUACGAAGCUAGGCCCAAUGAAUUUCUUGAUGCAUUACAAUUGCUGAGCGCAAACGAAGAGUUCUUUCUGAUGCUUCUGAAAGACCCAAGCUCUAGGAUGUUGCAAUGCCUGCAGAACCUGUACACGGCACUAGGAAAUCCCAUGUUAGAACUGGCAGAAGAUGACAAACAAACAAAGUCGAAAGUUACCAUUAACAGUCUAGAGCAGUCUGAGGUUUCGAAAUACAGCGUGCAAAAAACACAUAAUUUUUUCUUGAAGGAGGAUAAGCUAGUCAUGAGGAGACCACCAAAACUGAAUGAUAGUCCUCGUGGCGUUAGCAGAAUAGUAAUAUUGAAGCCAAGUCCUGGAAGAAGUCAGACUAGUCUGAUUUCAAGUAGUGCAAUGUCGUCACCAGUACAAACUCGUGCUGAUUUGCAAGGUCAGGAACAAAGUGACAAAUAUGCUCGCCAUUUCUCACUUAGAGAGCUUAAAAGGAGGCUAAGGCUUGCCAUUAGUAACAAUCGAAAGGAUGUCAUGAGUAGUACUUUCCAGAAAGAUGAUUCAACACAACAGUUCAUUCUCGAGAGUAUGUCGACAAGUAUGGACUCUUCUGAAUGUGAAAAGGCUGAGAAACCCUCAAUAGUUGACAAGAAAACAAUCCCUGAAGAUAGUGGAAGUGGCAUGGGGAAUGAUGCCACUCAUUGUGCUAGCUCUUUCUUCUACGAAAAAGCUAAGAAGCAUCUAAUCGAGAGGCUAGACAAUCAAAAGAAUGACACUUCUCAGAUCGUACACAAAUCAGAACCCUUUGGGAAAUUACUUUCAUAUUCGGAGAAUGAUACGUUUUCUCAAACUGAUUGUCCUCAAGAGGAUGUUAAACUGUCAGAGGAUUCGACUGCUUCAUCAGCAUUACUGACGACUGAACAAGAGGAUAUUUCAUCAAAUUCUGACCCACCAAUGAAGUUUGGGGAGCUAAUACCAUUGGACACCAGCACAUCGGCUAACACACAGCUGGAUGAAUUUAAGACAGACCAUGCCAGUCAUCCAGUCAAAGAGGGCACUAUCUCGCAGGAGUUAACUAGUGAAGGGAUUGACAGCAUGAAUGAUGCAACAGAUACCCCCCAAGUCUCUAUUCAGAUCGAAACUUCAACUGAAAGCUUGGAACAAAUAAAUACCGACCAAUGCUUCGCAGAAGAGUCACAAACCAUGAAUGCAUUACCAGAAGUAUCCCUGCACACUCCAGAAAAAGUUAACGAGCAAUUCAAUCAUAGUCCAUCGGCAGUUGUUGGAUUAACCAAGCCAUCCAUCUUGACAUUUUCUUGCUCCCCGGAGAAUGCAGAUGACAAAGAGGAGAGACUGAGCCCUCAAUCUGUUCUAGAUUCUUUCCUGGGAGAUGGUAUCAGCCCCAGCCACAAAACUCGAACGCAAGAUGAAUUGUCCAUGCCAAGCACAAGGAUUCUGUUUAAAGAGGAUGACACUCCCUCGGGAACCCCAACUUUGCAAAACACACCACAAGAAGCUAUUUUGGAUGAUAAACAGGCAAGGCUUUCCUUCAUAAAGGUUGUGCUUGAGGCUUCAGACUUCUUGUCUGAGGAAAGUUCAGAGAUAUGGUAUGUGGACGGAUCACUGCUUGACACAUCUGUAUUGGCUGAAGUAGGAACUUUGUACUGCCUGACAGACGAUGCGGUGUUUCUCUUUGAUUGUGUGGAAGAAGCUCUUUGCAAGAUCAGGGAUAACUUUUUUGGUUGUGACCCUUGGGUAGCUUAUCUGAAACACAGUGUGAGGCCAGCUCCGGUAGGAACAGGGCUCAUUCAAGAGGUGGAUAAUUGCAUCGAUUCUCUUGUCAGUGAUGAGGUUCCAAGUACAUUAGAUCGGGUGGUGCUGAAAGACCUGGAGAGUGGAUCAUGGAUGGACCUUCGGGUUGAUACUGAAGAAGUUGCUAUAGAGGUGUGGGAUACUUUGCUUGAUGAUUUACUGGAGGAAAUGGUGUUUGACUUGUGGCUUUAAGAUUGUUUUGUUGCCAUCCGAUGGAAACUGAUAGAGUUUAUAGUUCGGCACUUCGGCAGGAUUUUAUUCACCAAAAACCAUAGUACAAAAAGCUUUGAAAAAGUGAGUGUGACAGAUUUAAACAGAGUGUAUACAGCGCAGUAGAGUUAGGCUUGCCUGACUGUUUGCAUCAUACUAUAAAUCUUGACUAUAUGUGGCUCCUAACACUAGGAAUUUUUCUUCUUAUUAAUGCUUCUUCUAUCAUUUCUGUUCUCUGUACAGGUGUGAAAGUAGGAAGAAUAAGUUCAGUUGUAUAUGUACUGCCUAAUUAUAGUUUUUUUUUUCCUCAUGAAAGUAAAACAAUUUCCCUUGUUUAUCAGAUACACCAUAGUGCUGCUCCA